AUGUUUUCAAGUGAUCACUUCAAUCGUUGGAUGUCAUCAUUAGUAAAUGUUUACUUGGCUGUGAGCAAGAGCGGAUACCAAUAUCUGAUGGGAUUUCUCAACUUUAUUAGAAUAUUUUUCCUAAUAAUUUUGGAGCACUAUCAGACAAGCACAGAGGAAGACUUUAGCAAGAUUUGCAUUCAUUGA
Nezara viridula (southern green stink bug) is the source of this 186-nucleotide messenger RNA. The record is from the annotation of a GenBank genome assembly. NCBI's taxonomy places the organism in Eukaryota, Metazoa, Arthropoda, Insecta, Hemiptera, Pentatomidae.